Oryza sativa Japonica Group (Japanese rice) is the source of this 2866-nucleotide messenger RNA. NCBI's taxonomy places the organism in Eukaryota, Viridiplantae, Streptophyta, Magnoliopsida, Poales, Poaceae. The record is from RefSeq and is a predicted model, not a curated record.
GUUGUCUAGGUUUUCUCUUUGGAUGAUGAUCCAAAUUGAAACAUUGCCCAAACUGAAAUUUAUUGUAUUGGGCCGGCACGGGGCGGCCCGUUUAGCCACCCCAACUCACCCGCCGUGCCGUCCGCCGUCGCCGACGCAAAUCGCCGUCGCUGUCGCUUGGCUCGGAGUUCACCAUCGCCGAGCGUGGAGGUCCACGCCGCUGGUAGCCAUCGCCCGCCCAGAUCUGGCGGCUGUCGCUCUCCGCGGGCGGCGGCUGCGUCCACCGCGAAUCGAGUCCGCCUGAACUGAAUCCAUUCCCCACCGCCGGCAGCCAGGAUGAGUUCCCGGCGGCCGAGGCGGCUGCUGCUGACUCUCCCCGACGAGGUGCUGGAGGAGAUCUUCCUCCGCCUCGACGCCCUCCCCGACCUCGCCCGCGCCUCCGCCGCCUGCGCCACGUUCCGCCGCCUCAUCACCGCCCGCGCCUUCCUCCGCCGCCUCCACAGCCUCCACCCGCGUCCCCUCCUCGGCUUCUUCAAACGGGAAGGCCCAUCGUGCGAGUUCUUCCCCGCCGCGCCGCCCCACUCCUCCUCCGCCGCCGCCAGUGCCGUCGCGCGGGGGGCAGCCGACCUCACCUUCUCCUUCCUCCCCGCCACGCCCGGCGGGUGGCGGCUCCGCAACAUCCGCCGCGGCCUCGCCCUCCUAUCAACCCGCGACGGCGGCGGCGGAUGCUUCUUCCCCGACGUCGUGGUCUGCGACCCCUUGCACCGGCGGUACGCUCAGAUUCCCCAAAUCCCCGACGACCUAGCGGCCCCCAUCCGCCGGAGCGGCAGUUUGCCCAAGGGUUUCGAUUACUUGCUCGCUCCAGCCCGCAGGGAGGAAGAGGAGGAGGAGGAGGAGGAUUCAUCAUUCAAAGUGGUGUGCAGACCCAGGUUGACAGAAGAGUGCGAUAUCACCGUCUUCGUCUUCUCCUCCGGCGCCGGGAUCUGGCGCGCCGCCACAUUGGGCUCCUCCCUCGCAACAGCUAUCUCUGUCACCUCCCGCCCCCGGUGCGUGCACCGCUGCGUCUACUGGCUGACCAGAUUCUUGGACAGAUUGCUCAUCCUGGACACCGACGAGAUGGAAUUGUCCAUGUUUGAUAACUUCCCCCCAUCCACAGGAUUUGUACUGAAUCACACCACUGCGGCCAUUGCGGAGGCAGGGGAAGACAGGCUUGGGGUGUUUAACCUUGAUGUUCACAAUGUCAAUCUCCUCUCUAGGGCGAUCAGGGGCAGCGCCGACGAACAGUGGCGGCAUGACAAGACUAUCCCAUUGCUCCCUGGCUACAGUAUUUGGAGAUUUGUAAAUCACGCUGAUGUUGACGGCUACAUACUCCUAGGAGGAGUUUUGGGCAGCGGUUUGCAGUCUGAUCCCAUUACUGAUGGAUUACAGUAUUUCUCACUGGACCUCAAGACAUUUCGGCUUGAGAGGCUGUGUCCCAUGACAAUCUACCAAGCAAGGAACUCUCCAACUGAGUUAUAUACAAGCUUUCCGCCACCAUUAUCGCUUUCAAGCAUAUGAAAACAGGAUGCAAUUGGCACGGGAGUUGGACAGGCCCGCCCCACUCAUUUCUACAGGCUAUAGUGUCCAACGGGUUGGCGAGUUGACCAACCAAGCAAUGAAGCAAGUAACCUAACAAACUUCUUAGUUGUACCCAUACCAAGUAAAUUUCUGAACUAAUCUACUUAUCCUUGUUACUGCUGCUCUAUAGCAUCGCAUGAAAUCAAAUAGGAAUGAAUAAUUAUGGUCAUUUUCUGAAAACAAACGAGAUUCUAGUCAUUUUCUCAACUGUGUUCAGCAAUUCAGCUUUCAGAGACAGCCUGCACGUGUACAGUACUAUAUAAGAACAACUUAUUUGUGCACCCAACUUCAUGAUGCAUGAAUUUCAGAAGGAGAAACAUUUUCUCUUCAUGAUAUACCAACUAUUGCUCUUGACAAUUCACAAACAGAACCUGGAGAUUCUGAACCUUGUUUGUCUCCUGCAAUUCUGCUUACAACUCACCUGAAGAUUCUGGAACUAGAUUGCAGCCGUGUCUGAUGUUCAAAGCACAGUAAAAUUAAGGCUCUCGAUGCGUCUGAUACAUCUGCAGCGUACACGGAUGUGGCAUUUGUAGAACUCCAUAAUACUUACUAGCUCUUUGAUGACAUGUACUUAUUUCGUUUGCAACUCUUCAUCAAUAUAUUAGUACAAUCUGUAGGCUCUACCUAUAGUUUGCAGAGUAUCAAGGAGAUAAAUAGUUUUUUUUUGUCAGUUUUCAUGUUGUGGUGAAUGGAUUGAGUGAGCAGCAACCAAAUGUAUCUCUGUGCAUAAAUUUCAAAUAUUUGUCUAUGCUAGGAAAUUAGGUUUGCCAUUUGAAGCACUUAAUACUUCUGACAUUUUGAUAGAAUGUUCCUUGAUGACUACUAGCAUCAAUAUAAUCUUCGGUGUUUCUGUUCUCUUGUCACAUUGAUCAGGACUUGCCAAGGCCCAAGGGGGGACGGAGCAGCUUCGGUUGUGAAGAUUUAUCUGAUACCAUGCAAGACCAGCUGCUACUGGUUGUAAUGGCAUCGAUUUAUUGCUACUCUUCUUUCUUUUUUCCCCCUCUUAUGCUGCAUUUUGGAACUAAAGUUGCUAGUAGUUUGCAAAGCAUAGUAUUCAGGCUGCCCCGCCCCUGAUGCAUAUGAUGCAUUUCAGUGUAUGCUCGUUGUUAAUUAAGUUUGUUGUUAUCCUUAAUCUGAUGUCAAUUUGAGUACGGGAGGCUCUCUUUCCUUGCUACUAGUUUCAGAUUGGCUACAUCUGCACCGUAAACAGACAGAUUUGUACUAUAUAAAAGUUAAUUUAUUUUAGAACAGAGAGGCUAUACCUUAAAUC